This is a messenger RNA of Meloidogyne enterolobii, 2163 nucleotides long. NCBI's taxonomy places the organism in Eukaryota, Metazoa, Nematoda, Chromadorea, Rhabditida, Meloidogynidae. The record is from the annotation of a GenBank genome assembly.
AUGAGAUGGUUAAUACUUUUUGGUAGACGUUGUAUUUGUGAUGUGCCGACAUCAACUUCGCGUCUUUUAAAUUUGAGUGCAACAAAUUUGAGAUUAUUGUCUAAUACAAGACAUUUCUCAACCAAAAUAUCUUCAAAUUUGUUGUCUAGACGAAAUGAAACGGUUGACCUCUUCACCACGAAAUUUCUUUCACCACAAAAAUUGCGUUUACUCUUCAGGCCGUUGAGAAGAAAUUUUAGCAGUGGAGAGUCUAAACGACAACCUAAACUUAUUAAAGAUUUAAAAAUUAGUGAUGUAAAAGGAAUUGCAGUUUUAGCAUUGCCUUAUAAAUGGAGAAUUAUAGCCGGCCUAGUCUUUCUUUCUAUUGGCUCUGGCCUAUUUUUAACACUACCUCGAAUUCUUGGCAAAAUGAUUGAUGAAUUUGACACUUCAAAACCAGAAGACAGAAAACCUGAGGAAGAAGAAGAAUCAAAAAAUGAAUUAAAUUUAUUUUCAAUAAUUCCUCAAAAUGAUACAAAAAAGAAAGAAAAUGAAAAGGAAGAUGAUUUUCUUGGAAGAAUAGCACGUUAUCUUCGUUAUAAUCCAUGGGCUAUAGGUAUUAUUCUUGCUGUUGGGGCAUGUGCAAUUGGUGGACGUAUUUAUUUGAUGCAUACAACAAGUCAACUCAUAGUCAACGAUUUACGUACAAACGUUUUCCGCAACAUUCUCCAACAAGAUAUGGCUUUCUUUGAUAAAAAUAAAGUUGGGGAAAUUGUAAGCCGUCUAUCUUCAGAUGCUUAUAUUGUUGGAAAUGCUCUAUCUACAAAUUUGGGUGAUGGUAUUCGUUCACUUUUCACUUCGUUUGUGACUGCAGGAAUGAUGGUAUAUACAUCACCAGAACUUUCUCUUUUGGGUCUAAUUGUCAUUCCUUUUAUUGCUGGAACUUUCCUUGUUUAUGGUAAAUGGAUAGGUUAUUAUGCUACUCAAAUGCAAGAAGCAAUUGCUGGAACUAAUGAGUUGGCAACUGAACGUCUCUCAAAUGUCAAAACUGUCAGAGUUUUUGUGGCAGAAAAUAAAGAAUUGAAAGCUUAUAGAAAUAAAAUUUCUGAUAUUUGGGAAAUUUCAAGAAAAGAAGGACGUGCUACUGCAUUUAUUGUUGGAGGUUAUUAUAUUGUUGGAUAUGGCUUCCUUUCUUCUCUUCUCUAUUAUGGAAGUCAUUUAAUAAGUUGUGGCCUUCUCACUUAUGGCGAUUUAUCUUCAUUUGUUAUUUAUGCAAUUCUCUGUUCUGCAAACAUUUCAAACAUUCGAACUUUUUAUUCCGAACUUAUGCGUGGAUUGGGAGCGUCUUCACGUCUUUUUGAAUUGAGAGAUACAAAACCAAAAAUUCCUUUGAGUGGAGGUGUCUGUUUAACCGAUUUGAAGGAAGGAAUACGUUUUGAAAGUGUUGCAUUUUCAUAUCCUGAUCGUGACCCAAUUUUUAAUGAUAUAACUUUUAAAAUACCUGUUGGUUCUACAACAGCAAUUGUUGGAUCUUCGGGCUGUGGAAAAUCAACAAUUGCACAUUUAUUGUUAAGGCUAUAUUCCCCAACUCAAGGACGUAUUUUAAUUGAUGGACAAGAUAUGAAAAAUAUAGACCCUUCAGAGUGGCGAAAAAUGUGCGGAGUAGUAAGUCAAGAGCCUGUCCUUUUCUCAGCUACAAUAAAAGAAAAUAUUUUGUAUGGAGUUCCAGAAGGUGUAGAAAUUGGGGAUGAAGAGAUUGAAAAAGCUGCCAAACUUUCAAACUCUUUAGAAUUUAUUCGUUCAUUUCCUCAAGGAUUUGAUACAAUGGUUGGAGAACAUGGAUCGUCUAUGUUAAGUGGAGGUCAAAGACAACGAAUUGCUCUUGCCCGUGCAUUAAUUAUGAAACCUCGUUUUAUAAUAUUGGAUGAAGCAACAAGUGCUUUAGAUGCGACUAGUGAAUAUUUGGUCCGAAAAUCAUUAGAAGUAUUAUCAAAAAGUGGACAAACAAUUUUAAUAAUUGCCCAUCGUUUAUCAACAAUAAAACAUGCAGAACAAAUUGUUGUAUUGGAUAAAGGAAGUGUUGCAGAAAUGGGUUGUUUUGAUGAUUUAAUGAAUAUAAAAGAUGGAAUAUUUCAAAAAUUGGUAGAAAAACAAACUUUGGAUUGGAAAUUUGAUAGGUUUUAA